Messenger RNA from Aspergillus puulaauensis, 1644 nucleotides. RefSeq names its product putative carboxylesterase. The record is from RefSeq and is a predicted model, not a curated record. NCBI's taxonomy places the organism in Eukaryota, Fungi, Ascomycota, Eurotiomycetes, Eurotiales, Aspergillaceae. The coding region runs from base 1 to 1644 and encodes 547 amino acids. The transcript has 2 exons.
AUGAGAUUUCACUCUCUGUGUACUCUCUGGUUGAUUUCACUGACCAGAUCCCUCGUCAAGGCAUACAAUGAUCCCCUUGCUAAGCUCGACUACGGAUCCUUCCAGGGAAAAUAUGACGAGACCUACAACCUCUCCUAUUUCCGCAAGAUACCAUACGCAGCACCCCCAGUCGGCGUGAAUCGUUUCCGCGCACCACAGCCACCAUCCAAGAUACCAAAUGGCGUCUACAACACCGACCAGGGCUUCGAUAUGUGCCCACAGCGCACUGUGAACGGAUCCGAAGACUGUCUCUACCUCGGCCUCUACUCACGUCCAUGGAGCCCGAAUCCAGCGCCUCGCAGACCCGUUCUCGUGGUCUUCCACGGAGGCGCUUUCGUCCAAGGAGAAGCAUCCUUCGAGCUUCCCCCCUCCUCAUUCCCCGUGCUCAACGUCAGCUCUCUGAACGACUACAUAGUCAUCUACCCCAGCUACCGCGUCAACGCCUUCGGCUUCCUCCCCGGAACAGCAAUCAAGAACUCCCCAACUUCAGACCUGAAUCCAGGUCUUCUGGACCAGGAAUACGUCCUUAAAUGGGUCCGAGCCCAUAUUUCACACUUCGGCGGUGAUCCUCAUAAUAUUACCAUCUGGGGCCAGUCGGCCGGUGGUGGAUCUGUGGUUGCGCAGGUCCUUGCGAAUGGUCGCCCAGGGCACGAGAAACUCUUCUCUAAGGCGCUCGCUAGCUCUCCGUACUGGCCGAAGACGUAUCGAUAUGAUGACCCCGAGGCAGAGGAUAUCUACGAAGAGCUUGUUAAUCUAACCGGGUGUGCUACUGCUAGAGAUUCCCUCUCUUGCUUGAAGAAUGUCGACGUCCAGGUAAUCCGCGACGCUAGCCUGGCCAUCAGCGCAGACCAUACGUACACAACAACAUCGUAUACCUGGGCGCCUGUUAUCGACGACGAAUUCCUCCUCUCAACACUCACAGAAGCAACAACAACCCCGCACCACCGCGGCCACGCCAUCAAAACAGACCAUAUCCUCGCAACAUACAACACCCACGAAGGCGAGGACUUUAUUCCUCCAGGCCUGGCCUACAAAGACCCAACAACGACGAACUCAACAAACGACGGAUUCAACUCAUCCACCGCGAGUUUCCACUCCUGGCUCUCGGGGUUCCUACCCGAUCUAUCACCGGCGGAAAUCCACGAGCUUGAAACAAGGUUUUACCCUCCCAAUGGCCACACCGAGACCCUAGACCUGUACAACUCGACUUUUGUGCGCGCGGGGCUCGUUUAUCGAGAUGUUGUCCUUGCCUGUCCGGCUUAUUGGCUUGCGGGGUCGGCAAGGGAAGAGGGGUAUUUGGCGGAGUAUACGAUUGAGCCGGCGAGGCAUGCUAGUGAUACUGUUUACUGGAACUCGGUCAACCCAGUCCAGCAAACCAACCCGCUAAUCUAUACGGGAUUUGCGGGGGCUUUCGCUAGUUUCUUCCAGACGGGGGACCCGAAUGCGCAUAAGUUGACAGAUGGGGAUGUAGUGGGGGUUCCGGAGUUGAAGGGGACGGACGAAGAGUUUGUGAUCAGGGAGGGUGGGUUUGAGAAUGUUCGGUUGGAGGGAAUGAGGGCGAAAUGUGAAUUUUGGAGAGGUGUUGGGGGGAGGGUUCCUGUCUAG